Molecule: messenger RNA, 871 nt
Organism: Ailuropoda melanoleuca (giant panda)
Lineage: Eukaryota; Metazoa; Chordata; Mammalia; Carnivora; Ursidae
Product: alpha-S2-casein-like
Exons: 13
Coding region: 46-579 (177 amino acids)
Cellular component (GO): extracellular region
Molecular function (GO): protein homodimerization activity; zymogen binding
Source: RefSeq, a predicted model, not a curated record
CUCUGACUUCUUGCCUUCCAUUUAAGAAGCAAGGACUAAGUAAACAUGAAGUUCUUCAUUCUUACCUGCCUUUUGGCUGUUGCUCUUGCAAAGCAUAAGACGGAAAAGGACUCCUCCAGUGAGGAAUCUGUCAGCAUCUCCCAAGAAAAAUUUAAGCAGGAAAAGAAUAUGGUCAUUUAUCCUAGUAAGGAGUCUGCUGAAGUUCCCAAAGAGAAAGUUAAGUCCGCUGUGGAAAAAAUGAACUACCUACAACAACUGAACAAAAUCAACCAAUUUUAUCGGAACUUGAACUUCCUCCAAUAUCUCCAGGCUUCUCAACAACAUCAGAUUGUUAUGAACCCAUGGGAUCAGAUUAAGACAAGGGCCUACCCCUUUAUUCCCACUGUGAACAGAGAACAGCUUUCCAUCAGUGAGGAAACCCCAAAGACUGUUGAUAUGAACAAAAUCAGCCAAUCUUAUCAGAAGUUCACCCUGCCCCAAUAUCUUAAGACUGUUCCUCCAUAUCAGACAACAACGAAGCCAUGGAAUCAGAUUAAGAUAAAUGCUUAUCAAAUUAUCCCCAUUCUGAGGCACCUUUAAAAUUCUUGAAUUAACAACUUCUACUUGAUUUUGGUUUGACUGGAAAAUCUAUCUUCUACAUUUUCUUAUCUACCAUAUUACUUCAUACUACCAGCUUGGACAGAUCUGUUAAUAAGGCAAAAAUAUUGAGCCAAAGGAAGACUGUGCAUAAUAUUUCCUGAGUCACUUAUACUUUUCCUGUUAAUUCAUGUUUAAUAUACUGGGUCUUUAUUGUGGUUUCAUACAAACUGGGCUGAUGAUUAUUUAAGAUGUUUUCAUCAUUCUUUCUGAGUUAGAAAACCACAUUUCUUUU